Rhododendron vialii is the source of this 605-nucleotide messenger RNA. RefSeq lists its product as uncharacterized. The transcript has 2 exons. NCBI's taxonomy places the organism in Eukaryota, Viridiplantae, Streptophyta, Magnoliopsida, Ericales, Ericaceae. The coding region runs from base 150 to 542 and encodes 130 amino acids. The record is from RefSeq and is a predicted model, not a curated record.
GAAUUUACCAUCUAAAACAUUGCUGCUCAAGAGCUGAAAAAGUUUAGGCGUUUUGUGGCAGGGGAUUGCAAGGAUAUCUGUCUUAUUGUUUCGAUGCUCCUACUCUUUCUACGUUCUAUUACCAUGGGGAAUCCCAUGUGAUCAACUUCAUGACCCAGAUGCGACAUUUGAACGACGUGAUACUUAAUUUCACGCCUGUGAGAGGUUUUACUCAGCUUUGUUCAAUGAGCAAUCUCAUGCUCAGACUAUCUGUCUCUAACAUUGAAGUCCUCAGAAUUAGCACUACGUUUCUCGAGCUCGGUGAAUAUUCUUUCGAAUACGGAUACUAUUGGGAGAUGCUCGGAAAGGACAUGUUUGAGAACUGCGAUGCGAAUUUCUUCCGGCUUAAGCGACUUGUAGUGAACAGCUUCAAAUUCGAAAAUCUUGAAACUCGAGAUGCUGAAGUUUUUUCUCAACAAGGCCGAAGUCUUGGACAGUGUGGCACUCGUACCGUCCUAGAAAUGGCGGUCAGGAGUAUUCACUCGAGAGCCGCAUGUGUAUGAUCAACUUUUUAAUUCUUGGAAAGUAUCUCCAAAUGCGAAAAUAAGCAUAUUGAAGAGUAUCGA